CUGGCUGCCUCUGCCUCUUCCAGGCAGGAUGGAGGCCCACGCUGGGCCCAAGGCUCCCUGCCUCUCUCAAUGUGAUCGCACGUUUCAACGGACAGGUGAUACCAACUGGGAUUCAUAUGCUACCACAAUGAAGACAGCAUUCACACAUAAAACAGGAGAAGUGCCAGCUUUAAUUCGCCAGAAAAGUAUCAAAAGAUUAGGAUACACAUACUCACUUAGUGAUCCAAUUCUGAAUCAGACCCAAUACAAUGAUGAAUAUGCUUGGAAAUUGUAUUCUAGAGAAAAUCUGAUAACAAAUGAAGCUUCAAGAGGAAUCAAGAGCCACAAAUUACAUCCCACUCAAGGAUUUCAAUGGACACUGCCCCAAGGGCAUUCAGUGAUGACACCAAGAAGCUGCCUCCCUUGGAAAAUCCCUGCUUCCAUGGCAGAAAUUCAGAAGGCAAUCUCAGACCAAUUUAUUUCCUGUACUAUGAAAGACUUUGUGGACCCAGCCACAGCUCAAAAGGUUAAGAAAAGUUCUCAGGUGUCCUUGGAAUGGAAAAAGUUCCUUCCCAGACCUCUAGACACUGAAUUUCGACGGAAUUACCAAAUUCCAGCUAAAAUUCCUGAGUUGCAGGACUUUAGUUUCAGAUAUGGAUGCUACUCAAGCCUGCCAAUCGCUUCUCGGGGUCUAGUUCCCUCUGUGCUGCACAGCUUCAUGAGGAAUCAAGAACGCACGAAGCAGCAGACCAUUUACCAAAGUGACUAUGGGAAAGCCUACCUGGACUUCUUAAUGAUCCUGAGCUCAUUCACUCCCUCUCAAGUCAAUGAGUACCUGCAGAGUGUUUCUUACAAGGACAGACAAAUACUUGACCACUUUAUCCGUUCUCACCGUGACAUCAACAAAGGGAAGAAAUGAAAAUAGCUUACCUGAAAACCUGAAGAUUAUUGGAAAUACAAAGGCCUAUCUAUUCAUUUUGUCAAAAAUUAAGGAAAAAUAAG
Octodon degus (degu) is the source of this 981-nucleotide messenger RNA. It is a transcript of the gene Tex26, whose product is annotated as testis expressed 26. Lineage: Eukaryota; Metazoa; Chordata; Mammalia; Rodentia; Octodontidae. The transcript is spliced from 7 exons. The record is from RefSeq and is a predicted model, not a curated record. The coding region runs from base 29 to 898 and encodes 289 amino acids. Gene Ontology annotation, cellular component: cytoplasm.